UUUCGUUUCCUGCUCUCUCUGCCAAAGUACGCACAGCAACACCGCUCGCUCAAAACAACCAUGCGCAGUUACCCACGACACCAAGUCAGCGCACCCGGUCAUGAGGCAGCCGCGGUUCGGAAUGAUUCAUACCUCGAUACCGAGCAAGAACAUCAUCAUGAUGAAUCUACUCUCGCACAUGAUGAGUCCAGCGCUAUCAUCGUGCUCGGCUCCUUCGUGGCGGGUGCAUUGGUGGGGGCGAUACUCUGCGUACGGGUGUUCAUGUUCGCGCCUACUGUGGUCGUGCUUCUCUGCGGGGCCGGGGCGGCGGUGUUCACCAAGUCAGACAGCAAGGCCGGCCAGAUUUCCCGUGAAGUGGGCAAGUGGACCUGCGACGUUUUCCUGGCCUUGUUUAGGGUCGUUCGAGAGUUCAACUACAAGUACCAGCUGACGGUCAAGGUGAGGAUUACGGCGCAAGAAGCGGCGGGGAAGGUAAAAGCCGAGGUGCAGAGGCUCGGCAUCUGUGACGGUGUCAAGACCAGGGCACGCUCCCUGUGGGAACAAGUCGACAAGCGGACCGCCCCAGCCGGUCAACCUCCCAUCCGUGCUGCACAAGGGCAAGACACGAUAAGCCUGAUGAUGGAAGAACCUCAACUUGGUUUCGAUGACGCCGCGGAUGCGCUUGAAUCAAAGUCUUGUUCCUCAUCGUCCUCCGAAGACGAGAAGACUGUUCGACUAAGGUUGUUCGACGCUUGA
Messenger RNA from Ectocarpus siliculosus, 735 nucleotides. NCBI's taxonomy places the organism in Eukaryota, Phaeophyceae, Ectocarpales, Ectocarpaceae. The record is from the annotation of a GenBank genome assembly.